AUGGAUGAAGUUCGUGAUGUGGCACCAUGUAAGUUUACAACAUAUGAUAGGUUUAGUAUUAAUUAAUAAUUUAAACAUAGUGUAUUUAUACCAAUUUUAAAAUAUGAUUUCAUUUCAGUGAAUGAGCAACAGCAGGAUGGCAAUGGUAUAGUUUUUUAUAUACAUGUAUUUGUCUAUCAUUUACAUUCAACGAAUCAAGUUAUUAUUUCAUUUUGGUAGAUUAGGAUCAUCAUCGACUUCGCAAGCCUGGCUCUCUACUCACGCUUCCCUCCCUAACAGAGCCUGGCUUGCAAGGUUGGAUCGUCAUCCAGAUCGCAAUGGUAUGGCCAAUGUUGGGAGAACUUCAACAACCAAUGUAGUAAUCCCCUUGUGUAAUUCCAAACUAAUCAGGUGACAAGAAAAUGUACCAAAAGGGAGAAAAAGAUUAACUUUCAAAUAUUCCCUCCAUGGUGAAAUUGUGAAUGCAUGAUACAGGCCAAUAAUAAUCGCAGAUUUCGUAUGAACUUUGGCAACAUUUUCUUCUAUUUAACUGUACAUCUUCCUGUAGAUGAAGAGGAUGCAGAGCAGGUUGGAGGACCUGAAGAGGCGGUCCAGCCAUGUAAGUUUAGAAUAUACUGUUACUGUAAUAUAUCCAGUGUUGUUCAAUCAGAAUUAUAGUUAUAACUAAUACUAAUAUAAUAACAUGAUUUGAUUUCAGUGAAUCAGCAACAACAUCAAAAUGGUAUGGUUUUUGAUAUUUACUUAUAUCUGAUACUUUAUAAAAAUCUGUAA
This is a messenger RNA of Paramuricea clavata, 771 nucleotides long. Lineage: Eukaryota; Metazoa; Cnidaria; Anthozoa; Malacalcyonacea; Plexauridae. The record is from the annotation of a GenBank genome assembly.